Molecule: messenger RNA, 636 nt
Organism: Dreissena polymorpha
Lineage: Eukaryota; Metazoa; Mollusca; Bivalvia; Myida; Dreissenidae
Exons: 4
Coding region: 1-636 (211 amino acids)
Source: RefSeq, a predicted model, not a curated record
AUGGCCAUGGCGAUAAUAUCCAGUGACUACUCAGUAUCCAGUGACUACUCAGUAUCUAGUGAAUAUUCAGUAUCCAGUGACUAUUCAGUAUCCAGUGACUACUUAGUAUCCAGUGACUAUUCAGUACCCAUUGACUACUCAGUAUCCAGUGACUACUCAGUAUCCAUAUCCAGUGACUACUCAGUGUCCAGUGCCUAUUCAGUAUCCAGUGACUACUCAGUAUCCAGUGACUACUCAGUGUCCAGUGACUACUCAGUGUCCAGUGACUACUCAGUGUCCAGUGACUACUCAGUGUCCAGUGACUACUCAGUGUCCAGUGACUACUCAGUGUCCAGUGACUACUCAGUGUCCAGUGACUACUCAGUGUCCAGUGACUACUCAGUGUCCAGUGACUACUCAGUGUCCAGUGACUUCUCAGUGUCCAUUGACUACUCAGUGUCCAGUGACUACUCAGUAUCCAUAUCCAGUGACUACACAGUAUUCAGUUACUACUCAGUAUCUAGUGACUACUCAGUGUCCAGUGACUAUUCAGUAUCCAGUGACUACUCAGUAUCCAGUGACUACUCAGUAUCUAGUGACUAUUCAGUGUCCAGUGACUAUUCAGUAUCCAGUGACUACUCAGUAUCCAGUGACUAA